This is a messenger RNA of Moneuplotes crassus, 1393 nucleotides long. The record is from the annotation of a GenBank genome assembly. Lineage: Eukaryota; Ciliophora; Spirotrichea; Euplotida; Euplotidae.
AUGAAACAAAGCUUAAGAAACAAGGAGCUCUGGAAAUGAAAGAACUCUUCAUCUAAUCAAAAUACCCGCAAAAUAAGUCAAAGAAAGAAAUAAAGGGAGUUGUAAAAGGUUGAGACCAAAAACUGCUAGGAGUAAAGGUCUUAGUGCAACAGGAUCAGCUUUCAAGUAUCAUCCUACAAACCAGCAUAAAAUCAUAAAUUUUGCUUUUACAGGAGAGAAAGUGAUGCCAACAGUUAAAAAUCAGACGCAAAGAAUUACUCCCAAAAUGAUUGAUAGGCCCCAGAUGAAAGCAACAACUACACAGAUAAACUGAAGUGAAAUUGAAUCUGACAGUAAUGAAACUACAGAAAGUCUACCUCACAAUGAACAAAUUUGAGCUCCAAGAUAUGAUACUGCUAAACAACCUGAUCAUAACUUAACCAAGCCUAAACCAGCGAGACCUGUUACAGCAACAUAUCGAAAGAUAAAUAACUCUACAAAAGGAGCGGUGAAGCACGAGCUUAAAUUUUCAUUCAAAUUUGGAGAUCAGAACCAAAAUGGCUUAGCACAAAAAGAUGCCUUAAUAGAAGCUUCCCAAGAAGAAAAUCCCAUAAUUUUACAAUCCGAUUGAAUAAAUUCCAGUGAAGAAAAUAAACAAGAGGCUGGAGGUAAAAUAAGAAACAUUGUGAGGAGUAAAAAUCGGAAAAAGUUAAGCCCUCAUAUUGAUACAGAACCUCUUGAGAAUAAGAAUAUGAAAAGAACCAUUACAAAACAAUCUUUAAGUUUAAAGACAGAUAAUGAAGUUUCCCUAGAAGUCUCCAGAAUACCUCUAAAGGCACUAAAAUAAGCUUGAAAAUACUGCUGAAAAAUUUACUGAGUAUAUUCCAGAAGAGAAGAUAACACCUACUAGUUUAGAGUAUUACAGAAAGAUUAGAAGGUCACAGUCAUCAAAGGUCUUACCUUCUGGGCAAAGGCAGAAGCCCCCGCUUCGACCAAUAAGAGAGUCUAAAGUAAACACAAUGGCUAAAAACAUGCCACAAGAAUGCAAGAAGAGGACAGUUGUGAAAUCUAGACUCAACACUGCUAGACCCAGCCUUUCUGAAAUGAAGCAAGCUAAACCUAUUUCUCGAACAAGCUCUUCUCGAAUUUGAAAUCUCAUCUCGAUCCAUGAGAAAGAAAGGCAAAGUAAACUCCAAUGAUUGACAAAGGCACAGUACCAAAGACUCUUCUUAGAUCACUUGACUGAUCUAGAGAGUUUCCUGGCUCCAGAGAACCACAAGAGAUGGUAUAGGAGGAAGAACCCUGCUCUGACCAGUUCAUUAAUCAGGUCUCAGAUCGAUAUGAUAAGGAACUCUCUUGGAAAAGUGACUAAAUAGUCAUAAAGAAUUGGUGAUUAUUAGAGUCAGCCUAUCUU